This is a messenger RNA of Anastrepha obliqua, 2938 nucleotides long. RefSeq names its product coiled-coil and C2 domain-containing protein 1-like (gene l(2)gd1). Gene Ontology annotation, molecular function: DNA-binding transcription repressor activity, RNA polymerase II-specific; RNA polymerase II cis-regulatory region sequence-specific DNA binding. NCBI's taxonomy places the organism in Eukaryota, Metazoa, Arthropoda, Insecta, Diptera, Tephritidae. The coding region runs from base 137 to 2725 and encodes 862 amino acids. The record is from RefSeq and is a predicted model, not a curated record. Gene Ontology annotation, biological process: regulation of transcription by RNA polymerase II. The transcript is spliced from 8 exons. Gene Ontology annotation, cellular component: nucleus.
UCAAAACAAACAAAAAACACGUCAAAACGGAAUUGGUAAAAAUAGUGACGGAAUCUUGUGAGAAAAACUUAACAGGUUUAAAUCCAAAUUUCGUUUAGGUACGAAUAAGUCAGGUCUAAUCCAGUAAUCGUAAAAUAUGUUUUCGCGUAAAAAAUCGGUACCAGUUAAGCGAAGAAAUCAUGAUUUAUCACAGUUUGGCCUAACGGAAAUUCCAGAUGAUUUUGAUCCAUCCGGCGGUAAUGGUGAUGAUGUUGAUAAUGAUAGUGACUUGGAAGCAGAACUAGCAGCUAUUGCUGGCGGAGGAGGUAAGAGACCCAUUCGAAAUUUCCAGUCUAAGAAGCAAGUGAACACGGAUCUUGACAAAAUGGUCGCGGACAGUCUGAAAGAUAUUGGGAGUGAAGACGAAGAUGAUGCAGAUUUGGAAAAUGACACAGAUCUUUUAGGUGAACUGCACAAUAUAGUAGGGAUUGAAGGAAACGGCGAUGAGAGUGUUGAUGCUGAAGCAGUAGAUCAGCCAAGUGAUGGUUCAAUCGUUACGCAGCAAGAGGAACAGCCAACAAUCUUGGCUACCACAAGUGUAGAUACCAUAAGCCUUAUUCAACAGCGUAUAGAAAUGUACAAAUUGGCCGAAGUCAACGCCAAGACAGCAGGUGAAAAUGCAAAAGCACGCAGAUUUGGGCGGGGUCUAAAAACUUUGUUGGAGCUGCAGAAACAAGCAAAAUCGGGAAAGGAAGUAAACGAGAAUGAUAUCCCGCCAGAAGUUAGUGUGAAGCCUCAAGCCGAACAGGUAGAGGACCAAACACCCAAUGUUCCUUCACGUUCAGCUCCACCACCACCAAAGUUGACCCCGCCUACUCCACCCAAUGUUCCUUCACGUUCAGCUCCACCACCACCAAAGUUGACCCCGCCUACUGAUGAAACAACUUCAUUAUCGCCUACAGAUGAAACAACUUCACCCAUAAACUCAGAAUCAUCGAAGCCGACCAGUUCGGUCUUAUUGCAAAUGGAGGAACGUCAACGUCAAUACAAAGCAGCAGCGCUGCAGGCAAAACGCAAUGGUGAAACCAGCACCGCAAUACAAUUCCUUAAAGUAGUAAAACAGUUUGACUUGGUCAUACAAAUGGUGGAGAAGGGCGAGGAGGUCGAUUUGAGUGAUAUGCCUCCAACUCCUGAUAAAUUUAUGGAUUUCUUGUCUAAACUUCAAGGAAAUGCAGAAGAAGCAGGUAAAGGUGCCGCAGCAGAACCUGCGCCAAUUGAAACCCCGGAAUCUGUUCCAAUUCAGGAGGACGCAAGCGCGCCGCUUUCCAUGCUAGAAGCACUUGAGCAACGACUAGAGAAGUACAAAUCAGUGGAAGAAUCGGCUAAGACAGAAGGCAAUUCCAGCAAGGCCCGUCGAUUUGCUCGCAUCGUGAAACAGUACGAAGAUGCUAUUAAACAAUAUAAAGUUGGACGACCAGUGCCUUACGAUGAAUUACCUGUCCCACCAGGUUUUGACCCACUACCAAUUAUGAAUACGACACCCGUUAAUCCUUCGGCUAAAAAAACUACACCAAUACCCAAACGUUCAGAUCCACCGACAAAUGAAAGCAUUUCAAGCCAAGGUUCCUCAGAGAGUACGCCAGUGCCAAUAACAUCUCAAUCGCCACCACAAAAAACUGAUUUAACUACGCGCACAUCAGGAAAUCAGCAAAAGAACAAUUUAGCCGAGCAACAGAUGAAAAUUCUUAUUGAUCGGCAAAAGGAAUUUAAAGUUGCUGCAAUUGAGGCAAAGAAAGCUGGAGAAAUCGACCAGGCAAAGGAAUACCUUAAAAUAUAUAAAGGAUUUGAUGCAUUAUUAAAUGCAGCUAGUAGUGGAUUGCCGGUGGAUCUUAGUACGUUGCCUUUACCACCGUCUCAACGCGACAAUUUGGAAGCAUCUUUUGCCAUUGUGACAACAGAAGAAUGCGAUCCCGAUGAUGACAUAUCCGAUAUUGGAGUACGGGUUGAAGAACAAUUAGCCAAACAAUUAAUGAUGUGCAAAAAUACAAGAGAUCAUCACAAAGCCAUGGGUGAUGUAGCUGGCAUGAAUCGCUUUGAAAACUUGGCUUUGACAGUGCAGAAAGAUUUGGACUUAGUGCGUUAUUCGAAGCGUAAAAACUUAUCUCUGCCCAAAUUUCAUUAUGAAAGACGAAGCUUCAAUAUUGUGCAUUGUAACACAGAACUCACCGAUAACGAGUUGGAAAUAGUUAUUGUACGUGGUCUUAACUAUAAUGUGCCUAACCCGAAAGAUGUAGAUACGUACGUGAAGUUAGAAUUUCCACUUCUAAAUGAUGAAACAUUUAAAGCAAAAACUUCGGUAAUAAAGAAUACAGAGAGUCCAGACUAUGAUCAACAAUUCCGGGUAGAGAUACAACGUGGGAAUCGACAGUUCCAACGCAUUUUUAAAAGGCAUGGUGUAAAGUUUGAAGUGCUAUCGCGUGGUUGCAGUUUAGACUAUUGUGGACUAAGUCGUAUACUGCCUACGUGUUGUUUCAGUGGAUUCCUGCGCUCGGACACACUCAUCGGCACGGUUAAUGUGAAAUUACAGCCACUGGAGACGAAGUGUGAUAUACACGAUACAUUCAACCUGAUGGAUGGGCGUAAAGCAGUUGGUGGCAAAUUAGAAAUUAAAUUGCGAGUUCGUAACCCCAUUUUCACUAAGCAAGUGGAACAUGUUGAAGAAAAGUGGCUUGUACUGGAUGCUUAGGGUUUCGAUGCACAUAAAUCCUAAAGUUAAAUAAUUGAUUGUAUUAAAACUAGCUUUAGGUAAAUUGAUUACAGCCAGAUUCUAUUGCAUGAAUUUUUAUCCAAUAGAUUAUUAAAAAACCGAAUCAAUAUUUAAAAAUCAACGUAAAGAGUGGAACUUAAUGAUUGCUUUGUGGUACGAAAUCAAAAAAUAAAACAUAAAAUUCUUCAUGUA